UCCGUUCAUUUCCCCUGUCAUUCCUUAAUCUUGGGUGUACUGGCUUUCACUCAACUCGACUUCUUGCCGCAGCCUGCGAGCCUUGUCGCGCCUCUGCUGCUCCACGUAUACUUAGUAAUCCGUCAGCACCUUGUACCUCGAGAGCGCUUGUUUCGUCUCAAUUCCGCCGUGCCCGCCCUCGUAGCACGCUGCUGUCCAACCACGACGCGUCCAGUCAGCUAGCGACUGCUGGUACCUGAGACGCACGCUGCAAAUCCCACUCCCAGGGCCAAGCACAUCGUUGCGCUGCCGUUGGCGGUGCCCAUCCUUAAUUUCGUCAGGACAGCCCGCCGCAGCGAACCGCGACGGCAGGGGCCAUCGACAGCUUCACCAUGGCUCAGAUAGCCCUGCCACGACAGCAGGUUACCCAGGCCCCGCAGUCUGCAGACGUGGGCUCACCGCUCUACCAGCGUCGGCGUCCCUCCAAUGCUGGCCCCAUUGAGCUUCUGCCCAACCCUGACUUCACCUUUCCCAUGCGAGGACCGGACAGCACAUCUCCAGAAGCCGCGUCCGCGUCUAACACUCGGCCAAUGUCGCUCCAGACAUACCCCGCUGGGCGCCGCGGCUCAACGCCAGGAUCGAGACAAAAGUCUGUCAACGCCCUACCAGACUUCUCCUUCAACCCAGCAGGAGCAAGCAAACCGCCCACCACUGCGACAACCCCUCCACACUCCCCGCUACCGACACCGACGACUCCCUCGAGACCAAUUGGCGGACACAGGCGAGGUGGAAGCGAGUUCAUUGGAGGCGAUGGACGCGCGGGAGCCUCGGCCUUAAUGAGCACGAGUCCUACCAAGGGUGACGGUGUGCUGCCUCCUCCGACCGCCAAUCUGCGUCCCGGCCCGCCUGCAGGACGGCGAGGACACGCUCAUCGCCGCUCGGGUGCCGUCUCUUCUCACGACUUGUCCUCGAUCAUGAAUCCGUCUGCUGCACCACGGGCUGGCAGUGCUCCUGUCACGCCAUUGGAAGGCAAUGAGUUUGCUUUCGGUCAUUCUGUGAACAAGUCGGUCUCACAGCCUUCGUUGCGGAGUGCCGGUUCGUUCGGUGACGAGACAAACAGCACACCCCGACCGCCGUCGAGGGCACGUGUUGGAUUCUCCGACAGAAUUGAGUACAUCCGCCCGCUUUCGACAAUCUCUUCGGAGACUGAGACCUCCAUGUCUACCAUUCGGGGCCAUUCAGCAACGAAUAGCCUGUCCUCCGUCAUUAGCGCCGGUACAUCGAGCCCGCAGUCAGCACGGACGACUCGCCCUUCGCUCAGCACUGUCGAGGACGAAGCACGCCCCAGUACUGCCGGUGCCGUCCUAGACAAGCAUAAGAGUGUUCAUCUAGGCGGUGAUCUCUUCAACCGCAAGCGACCAAUGUCGGCCGUGUCUCCGGCAGCUGUCGCCAGCCCAACCUCACCCACUCUGCCUUCCAAGCGACGGGGUUUCUUCCGCCUAGAAUCUCGACGCAGCGACACCUCUGUACCUACGCUUUCGAGUGCCUCUGAUCCGGCCCUUUCCGUUUCGCUUGAGUCGCCACUGCCAUCGCCAUCGCCUAUGGCUGAGGAUGACGAUACGAUGGAUGAUACCGAUAAAGCAAAAUGCGCGACGCGAAAGGCGAGCCGUGCACCAAGAAAAGUGAAGUCUUGGGCUAACUCAAUCAUCCCACGAAAAGGAAAGAAUGCUAAGAAGGCGAAAGGCAGGGCUGCUACUCCACCCGCGGAAACGACAGCAGACCUCGAGGACACGGACGCAUCAGAGGACCUGGAUUUCGAGGCCAAUUUCGAUGUAGAUAACACAGUCACCAUCGUCUCGCCCACAGAAGACUCGAUACCAGAACAGAAGUUGCACGCAGACUACGCUUCGUGGCGGCCGCGAGAAUUCAAGCGCGUAGAUUCGGAUACGAUGAGCCCUGUGAUCGAUCUGGAUGCGGCGCUCGGUCCCUUUAAUACUCCACAAGGACCGAGCCCACGCGUAGGUCAACGUGGCUUUGCGGCACAUAGGCGGGCUCUGCACAGUGCAGGUGGGGUGCUUCAGAACCACCGGCGGACCGAGAGCGCUCCAGAACUAGUUCCCUUUGAGCUCAGGACGUCAGCUGUCGCAACCACCUCUACCAUGGCCGACGUUUUCGAAGAGGAGGAGCCGGACGAUGAGCCAUCCAAGCCCGGCGAGACUCCGAAAUCCCCUGCGUCCGUAGGUGACGAGGCACAAGACGAAGCAGAGGAACCAAAGAUUCAGGUCGUGGAGGCGGACGGCAACCAGAGCGGCUCCGCAAUCAAUUGGAACUUCAACGACGGGCUUGGAAUUAAGCGGACUGAGAAGAGGGGUACACCGAGUUCAAUUGAGCCAAUAUCUCCUCGUGCAGAACCUCGAACAUCCUCCUUGACGCACUCUUCCGAUUCGACGGUAACUCCUCCGGUCGCACCGACUGAGCCCAAGGACCACCAGCCGGUGAUGAAUCUAUCCCUUCCGCUUCCACAGCAGAACCUAAUGACUCCCGAUACAUUCACCUCAUCCUUCCCGUCACCAGAUUUUCGAUCAAGCCAGGCCUCCUUCGAUACCCCUCGCUUGGGCACCGCAGCCUCGUCGAUGACGGAUUACCCAGUCAUGCCCUCCCCACGUUUUGGGGAGCCAGGGCCGGAGGUCCGCAUCUCUGUGGACGAUGUUCCAUCCUUAACCUCGUCCAGAUCGACUAUGACGAGCGCAAUGCAGAAUGCCUUCCCUUUGAUGAGUCCUCGCCGCCCUAGCGACCGAUCUGCAUCUCUAUGCUCUGUUCCUAGCGAUGUGGAGUCGCGUCGCCGCAAACGUUCCAGCAUCGCCAGUCUAUCCCGGUUGAUCAACGGGUCUUCUUUCGGCGAGAGGAGCAAGCUCUCUAUCGAGCAGCGACCACAAUCCGAAUAUCUGGAGCCCUCCAGCAAGGAAUCCAAGAAGAAGCAUAGGCGACUGAGCAAGCUGAUGCAAUUCUGGAAGCCCAAGGACGCUUCGCGAACCUGA
This is a messenger RNA of Trematosphaeria pertusa, 3017 nucleotides long. RefSeq lists its product as uncharacterized. Bases 372 to 3017 code for a protein of 881 amino acids. The transcript has 3 exons. Lineage: Eukaryota; Fungi; Ascomycota; Dothideomycetes; Pleosporales; Trematosphaeriaceae. The record is from RefSeq and is a predicted model, not a curated record.